Messenger RNA from Dichomitus squalens LYAD-421 SS1, 1296 nucleotides. RefSeq names its product FMN-linked oxidoreductase. The transcript is spliced from 9 exons. Gene Ontology annotation, cellular component: intracellular anatomical structure. The coding region runs from base 1 to 1296 and encodes 431 amino acids. The record is from RefSeq and is a predicted model, not a curated record. Gene Ontology annotation, molecular function: NADP binding; NADPH dehydrogenase activity; FMN binding. NCBI's taxonomy places the organism in Eukaryota, Fungi, Basidiomycota, Agaricomycetes, Polyporales, Polyporaceae.
AUGUCCUAUAUCAACAGACCUGUACCAGGUGCAGACCAGUACUUUCCUCUCAAUGAGCCCCCAAUCGGGUCCCCCUAUCCCAAGGAUGUGUACCCUCAGAACGCUGAGCUUCCUACCCUAUUCAAACCAAUCACCAUCCGCGGCGUGACCUUCAAGAACAGGAUCUUUGUAUCGCCCAUGUGUCAAUACAGCUCUGACAACGGUCAUGCGACCGAUUGGCAACUCGUACACAUUGGCGGAUAUGCUACACGGGGAGUGGGUGCCAUUUGCUUAGAGGCUACCGCUGUCGUCCCAGAAGGUCGUAUCUCUCCCGAAGAUGCGGGGCUCUGGACAAAUAGCCAGAUCGUGCCUCUGAAGCGAAUCGUCAACUUCGCGCAUGCCCAAGGUACCAUCAUCGGCACCUGGAAGGCACCGACAUACGUUGCUGGCAAGGACGAAGGAGGUUGGCCGGAUGAUGUGCCCGGUCCCAGCGACAUACCCUUCUCCGACCAGUAUCCCAAGCCCAAGCCGAUGACAGAAGAGGACUUGCAGCGCGUCGAAGACGCAUUCGUCCAGGCAGUCGAGCGCUGCAAGCAAGUAGGAUUCGACUUCAUCGAGAUCCACGGCGCACACGGAUACCUCUUUCACGAGUUCCUCUCCCCCCUCUCAAACGUCCGCACGGAUCAAUAUGGCGGCCCGCUCGAGAACCGUCUGCGCUGGCCGCUCCGAGUCGCGCAAAAGGCCCGGGCCGCCUGGGACAAGCCGCUGUUCUACCGCAUCAGUGCGACCGACUGGGCCGAGGGCCCAGAGCAAGACACCAACGGCGAAUGGAAGCAAUGGGGCAUCGAGCAGAGCAAGAUCUUCACGGGAGAGCUCGAGAAGCUCGGUAUCGACCUCAUUGACUGCAGUAGCGGCGGAAACUGGGUAAAGCAGAAGAUCGACGUCGGUCCGGGAUACCAGGCGAGUUCUCCCGCACUACCUCCGCUAGCCUUCAGUACUCCUUUCGCCGAAGCAUUGAAGAAGGCGCACCCUAACUUACCAAUCGGCACUGUCGGGUUGAUCACCGAAGCCGAGCAGGCCGAGUCGUACCUGCGAGACGGAAAGGCAGAUGUUGUUUUCCUUGCUCGUGCCCUCAUCCGAGACCCGCAUUGGGCGAUCCGCGCUGCCGAGAAGCUCGGUGUCGCAGUCAAACCCGCGAACCAAUACGAACGCGGGUGGGUCGAUAUGCUCACUCCGGCUCGGGCCGGGGCAACGAGCCAUGAGCGCGGCGGCGAGCAGGGGACUGCGAAGGAGAACCUGGACCAGAAGCAGGCGUGA